UUAAAAGUAAAGCUAAAACAAGCUUCCAGUGCUGGUCGAACCGCUCAGACAACAACGGCUAUUGCACCAUCAAACGUAUAAUUUUAUUUUGGCUACACAACCAAGCCCAGCUCAAAGCUAACUCAGCUCAGAAGAUAUCAUUCAAAAAUUUAUUUUUAAGCUAUUCAAAAACCACAACACGUUUGUGUGGAUUUUCAGUUAUAAUAUUGUGAGGCGCGUUAAAGCAACGUUAUUCGCAUAUAUCGCGUUACCAGACCAAAACAUAGAGCACCGAAAAUAAAUAUUGUAACAAUAUUGCUUCACAAUGGAACACGAUCAUCACCAGCACCAACAUGAGCACCAACACCAUCAUCAUAGCCCAACACAACAGCAACAGCAACAGCAGAUGGAUGUUGUUGGUGACGGCUUAGACGACUGCCCGAUGAUUAUGACGUUCCAUGGUGGUCACUGUGAACGCAUACUCUUCGAUAGUUGGAUGGCAAGUACUGUUACCCAAUUUGUUAUAUCGGCUUUUGUUAUAUUCUUGGUGGCUUUUGGUCUUGAAGCACUAAAAUUUGCACGUUUCUAUUUACUGAAAUAUACUAAUAAAAAGGAAGCUAAUUAUCGUGCUAAGAAGAGACAGGAACGUAAUGAUAUUGUCGUCAGUACAACUAUACCGGCGCGUGCCUCUUCCAACACACCAUUGACUGAUAAAUUUGAAAAUGAAAGCUUUUUCGGACGCAUUACAUCGCCAUCACAUCUAGUGCAAACGGUCUUCAAAGUGAUACAGAUUAUUAUUUCCUACCUGCUGAUGUUGAUUUUCAUGACUUUUAAUUAUUGGCUGUGCUUGGCUGUUGUGUUGGGUCUAUCUUUGGGUUAUCUACUCUUCGGGUGGAUCAAACAAGAUAUGUUUGAUGAUGAUUGCUGUCAUUAAAUAAUGAAUUAUGUUGUAUUUGCAUAUUUUAAAUAAUAAAGUCUAUAUUCAAUAUUGGCGCUAUAUUUGGAAACAUUAAUAACAUUUUUUAUAUUCUAGCAUUUGAAAUUUUAAUUCAUUGGUUUUUUAUAAAAGGCUAGUAACGCAAGUGCUGCUUUUUUACAACACAAAAAUGUAUCUAUAUCUAUGCUUCUACUUUCAAUAAAGGUUUCUAUAUUCUCACAUAAA
Molecule: messenger RNA, 1141 nt
Organism: Teleopsis dalmanni
Lineage: Eukaryota; Metazoa; Arthropoda; Insecta; Diptera; Diopsidae
Product: high affinity copper uptake protein 1-like
Exons: 2
Coding region: 305-913 (202 amino acids)
Biological process (GO): copper ion transmembrane transport
Cellular component (GO): membrane
Molecular function (GO): copper ion transmembrane transporter activity
Source: RefSeq, a predicted model, not a curated record